CGCGAUUGCAGUCGCACGAUCAUGUCGAGCAGCGGCGGCCGCGACGGUGAAGGUGAGCCCGUGGCGGCACCUUAUGCGGCGCUGGGGACUCCUUCCACAUCCGCAACAGCGGAAGAUGUCGUGCAGGCGGUACCUGCUCCAGUUCCCGUCCCGACAACGGCGCCUGGCGGCGUGGUGCGAAUCUCGGUGGACCCGAUCCCAGAAGAAGCGUGGGUACCGGCCGGGGCAUUGCCUCGGUUCACGUACCAAGAUGCGCAGCACAUGGAAUGGGACUUUUCCAACUUGACCAAAAAAGACGUGCAGCGACCGAGCCGCGCCAUGUCGGCACGCAACGAGUCCAAGAACAACGUGUCGCAUUCAAUUCGCAUGAGCUCCGAGUUUGGCGACGGCGAGACCAAGGAAGAUCUCAGUGUGCUCUUGGACCCCUUCUACGAUGUCACGACAGGGCGGUUGCGCCGACUCUUUCAGCAUUUCAGUCCCAAAGGCAGCGAGACCGUCACGUACGACGAGUUUCAGCACGGGUUGCUGGCAUUGGGCAUCAGUGUUCCCGCCGGCUCGAGCUUCCGCGAUUUCGUUCGCAAAGUCGACACGAAUGGCGACGGCUCCAUCAGCGUCGGCGAAUUCAUCCAUGUGGUCCAAAUGAUUAAGCAAGCCCAUUUGUUCAAGCCAGAGCACGCACAAGCACCCGAUGAGCACGUCCUUCGCGUCGUCGACUACUCGCCGACGAAUCUCCACGCCGUCAACCCUGUCACGAAGCUCCAGUCGUUCAUGUUCUCGACAAAGCCACAAUGGGCCAAAGUCCGGUGGGUGCAUCUCGCGGGAUUCAAGCGCGCCGAUGACCUCAACUUGCGCCGCCUCGCCAUCAAGUACCAGCUCCAUCCGCUCGCACUCGAGGACUGCUUGAACCAGAACGACAAGAUCCGGUGUAAAUUCGAGCACUACGAUGACCACUCGUUCUUGGUUCUGCCCGUGCUUCGACCGCUCCAUGCCGACAAAGCACGGCACAUUCAAGAGUGCAUUGCCGAGCACCGCCGCGACGUUUUCAACAAGCGCCAGGCCCUGCUCAAGGACGACGGUACCCCAACCAAGCAGCAAUCGCCGACAAAGGACGUGCUUGCUGCCAAGCUGAACGAGCUCAAGGUCAUGAUGCGCGAGCCCGAGCAGCUCUGCGUGUUUUUGACCAAAGACGGAAACAUCCUGAGUGUCCAAGAGGAAAUCGACACGCCGUCGUCCAGCGCGACGGACGCGCCGUCGUCCGCAUUUCCGCUGUGGGAUCUCGUAUUUGACCACAACAUGGCCAAGUCGUACAGCAAAUUGCGCAGCCACGACGGCAACUUUCUCGUUGUGUCGCUGCUGAAUGCAGUCGUCGAGGAAAUGAUGCCGCUCGUCGAAGUGUUCGAGGCCAAAUUUGACUUUCAAGGCCAGCUCUUGCGCGUCGAAGGCACCAAGUUCGAUACCAAGCGCUUUAGCCGCGCCAAGAAGCAAUUGAUUGCGAUUGAAAAAACAGUGCGGCCGCUGCUUGACUUGGUACAGGACCAGUUGCUCGACCAGGACGAGUUCAACAGGGGCGAAGUGAAAAAUUACCUCCGAGACGUCAAAGAUCACUUGAAACAAAUGGCGGCCGAACUGCGCGAACACCAGCAGACGUUGGCGGCGCUCGUCGAAGAACAGAAACGGAUCAGUGCCAAGGCCCAAGCCGACGUCAUGUACGCCAUGUCUGUUAUCGCCGCGUGCUUCUUGCCGGGAACGUUCAUGACGGGUAUCUACGGCAUGAACUUUGACAACAUGCCGGAACUCCAUUGGGAGUACGGGUAUGUUGCAUGGUGGGUCGUCCUCAUCACGAUCAUCACGGGGCUUCUCGCAUUUCUCAAGUUCGUCAAGGGGUGGAUCUAGUCGCGACGUGGUAGAUGUUGCUCCGCACAUCCCAUCGAUAACCCUUCAGCAUGACCACGCAUGAGCUUGUUCGUUCGA
Molecule: messenger RNA, 1971 nt
Organism: Aphanomyces invadans
Lineage: Eukaryota; Oomycota; Saprolegniomycetes; Saprolegniales; Verrucalvaceae
Exons: 4
Coding region: 22-1893 (623 amino acids)
Biological process (GO): metal ion transport; transmembrane transport
Cellular component (GO): membrane
Molecular function (GO): cobalt ion transmembrane transporter activity; cobalt ion binding; magnesium ion binding
Source: RefSeq, a predicted model, not a curated record